CUAUGUGCAAAGUGAGUUUUUGAUUGCCAUCCGUCAAAUUUGUCGCACCAAUCAGACGGAACGUUGCACCUGACCUUAUUGAGGACCAUGUUAAACAUUAACGAACAUUUUGCCCUGAGCAGACGAACCACGCUAGAGUCAAGGACCAUGGGUAUCGUGGAGCAGUAUAAUGGUACGACUGGUGCGGAGCGGCGUUUCCCCCAGCCCUCUCCUAACGGUCUGGCCACCAACCGUAAACUCGUGGGGGUGGAGGGCAAGUGGUACGACGUCACCAGUUUCGUGCACCGCCACCCUGGUGGGGAAAUCAUCAACUACUUCAUCAACAAGGACGCCACGGAUGUGUUCCGAAGCGUCCAUCCGAAGGGAGGGGAGCACCUUAUCAAGUAUUUAAAGGCCGUCGGCUCCUACACCAACAGUGUGACGGAGGACCCGUUCAACCGCGACAUGCGGGAACUAUACAACAGGCUGCAGAAGGAGGGAUAUUUCAAACCGGACUUGAGGUGGUAUGCCAAGAAGUACGCCGUGUGUUUGGUACUGCUCUCCUUAGUCAUCACUUUCGUGGCCGGGUUUCAGUCGUCCUGGGCGCACGGGCUGGCGGGAGUUUUCCUGGCGCUUUUCUGGCAGCAGAACGGUAUGCUCAUGCACGACAUUCUCCACCACCAGGCGUUCGACAACCAACGGCUAACCUACCUGGCGGGACUCGUGGUGGCGCCGCUGAGUUUCGGCAUGAGUGCAAACUGGUGGCGGGAUGAACACUGGGUACACCACGUGCUCCUCAACAGUGUCUCGUACGAAGACAACUUCGUGGACCCGCAAAUGUGGGAGCCCGUCUGGGCCCAGAACACUAAGUUAUUCCCGCUCUUUCAGACCCACAUCCAGGCGCUCCUUAUCAAGAUACAGCACAUCAUUUUCAUCCCUGUGUGCAUGAUCGCCGGCCGGUUUGGUAUCAUCAUCGACAGUAUGAAGCGGGAGACGGACCUGGGCACCUGGGCGGCCUUCUGUGUGCACUGGAUCGCCAUGGCUCUCCUCCUGUCCCUGCUGCCCAACUGGGAGGAACGGUGUUUGUUCUACGGUGUGGCGAUGUUGGGUGAAGGCGUGUUACACAUACAGCUGCUGAUCAGUCAUUACUCCAAGGACAUGUACCAGAAGGAGGAGAUGCACGAUAUGGAGUUCUACAGAUACCAGGUGAUGCAGAACAUCAACAUCACCAACCCCUGGUGGAUGGACUGGUUCCACGGCGGCCUCAACUUCCACAUCGAGCACCACUGCUUCCCGCGCGUGCCCAGACACUGUAUGCGCCAGGUGGGCUCCAUGAUCCAAGAGCUGUGCAGAAAGCACGACGUGCCAUACGACACGACCGGGUUCUUCAACGCUGUCUGGCGGACGCUGGUGGGACUGCACCAAGCACAGAAACUUUUCAAGCUGGACCCAAGAUGAGCAGAACAAACGGGAGGUUCUUUGCCGUUCGUGCCUUGAUGUUACUCUAGGCAAUAAUGUCCUUGCUUAAUGAUAGAUUAACCAGGGAGGGUCGUGUUGGGAAGGGGUGAAAAUGUUUGUAGAAUGAUUUGUUCAGAUAAAUACCCAAAGCUCACAAUGCAAGAUUUUCAACUUACAUUUUCACACACCCCACGUCCUCCCUUAACUGUUGUUUGUAUAAAAAGUAUUUGAGAUUACUGGCUAAUGCCUACAGUUGCAGUAUAUUCCAUGGUGACACUUUAUUGAUGUGUGUCAAAGAAAACAGUGACGAGUAUCUGUUGUCAAUGUACCUCAAGACUGAAAUAAGAUGCAAAUUUUGUUGUAAUUUGUGCCAGGUAACAAGUAGGACGAAUAUGUUUGAUGACCACAAAAUUCAGGAAAUGUUUAAUAGUUAUUUCGCUGCGUGACCUCGGCCACAUUGUUAACCUGGAACCCAGACCGCUCCCAGGGUAGCUCUUGGGCACUUUAGGACGUAGGCAAAAUCACCGGGGUGGUUAGCCCAAGUUGGUCAGGUAGGGAUACCAGCUUACACUGCCGAGAACCAUGUAGGUUAGACAGAGACUGGUGACCAGGCUUAAUACCACAUUGUGAUUUCCUCAGACAAAUUAGAAUAAACUCUUGCGUGAAGUCAUUUCUUACUUAUUCUGCGUUCACAGACUCAACUAGACUGCAUGACUUGUUAGUUCGUACUACAAAGGCAUAAGUACAUUUUAUCGAUAGACCUUGGUGAUUUUUGUUAGAAUCUCAUCUUAGAAGGUCUAAAGUUCAGGAAGAUUACAUACAAGUUUUUGUAUUAAGUAGUAAAAAAAACUAAUCUAAUAAUCAUUUAUAGCCAGAUCAGUGCAUGAAGAAUUUUCAUUUGCCUCUGUGUUCAUAAUGUUCUUGUUUUUGUAGUACAAGUAUGGGUGCUCUUUCAUAACUGCUGUACACUAUACUACAAAAUGUACAUAUUGAGUGAACGAUUGCUACAUACUAUAUGGUUGUGGUUGUUGUUGUUGUGUUGCACGUUAUAUCAAAUUGUACAUGAACACUAUCAGGUGCUGUAUUUUAUUCUUCAAAUUCUGUCAUGCCGAUUGAGAUUCACUAAUUGAUAUCCCCGCGGUAUGUUGUGUGUAGAUUAUAGGUGAAAAAUGUCAAUCUAUAGCAAAAUGAUUAUGUGCCACCCACUGUCCAACGCAGUUGUGCAUGUUUGUUGCGAUUGGCUUUUGAUAAACUUUAAUAUGACAAAAUUAAUUUGUAUAUUCUGUUUUUAUAUUACAUUUGUUGUCCAUUAACUGUCCCUACUCUGUUGUGCAUGUUUGUUGCGAUUUGAUUU
Molecule: messenger RNA, 2791 nt
Organism: Branchiostoma belcheri (Belcher's lancelet)
Lineage: Eukaryota; Metazoa; Chordata; Leptocardii; Amphioxiformes; Branchiostomatidae
Product: sphingolipid 10-desaturase-like
Exons: 6
Coding region: 88-1437 (449 amino acids)
Biological process (GO): lipid metabolic process
Cellular component (GO): membrane
Molecular function (GO): oxidoreductase activity, acting on paired donors, with oxidation of a pair of donors resulting in the reduction of molecular oxygen to two molecules of water; heme binding
Source: RefSeq, a predicted model, not a curated record